CGAUUUCUGUUCUGCCGCGGUGCUUCUUUUGGAUACGACGCAUGCGCAGUGGAGCCGAGUGCUGUUUGGACACAGCGCAUGCGCACAUGUAAUAUUUCAGUCCAGGGGUCGCUUCUCACAUUUACUCGUCUUCCUCACGUCUUGACAUUGAAAAGAAGAGGCGGGUGGGCGUGAUGAGGCUGACGGCCGUGCUGUCGUUCGCCGCUCGGGUGGUGGUGCCCAAAGAUUAUCGCUACGGCACCAACAGACCGUGGACUGUGGCUGCCAAGCGACUCAAUCCCCCGGGCAAGAGGCGGAAGAAGGUGUUUGUGGAGCCCAUCGCCUCCGAGGACUGGUUCGUGUUCCGAGGGGACAUGGUGGAGAUUCUGUCUGGGAAGGAUAAAGGCAAACAGGGGAAAAUCACCCAAGUCUUCAGACACAGAAACUGGGUCAUACUAGAAGGUCUCAACACGCAUUAUAGAUACAUUGGAAAAACUGGGGACUAUCGCGGGACCUACAUCGCCAGUGAAGCACCCAUCCUGCUGCGGGACGUCGGCCUCGUCGACCCCGCGGACAGGAAGCCCACUGAAGUGGAGUGGAGGUUCACAGAGGAGGGCGAGAGGGUGCGAGUGUCGCUCCGGACUGGUCGUAUCAUACCCAAACCAGUGGUGGAGCGGCGAGAUGGCAUCGUGCCUCAACAGUGGAAAGAUGGUCCCAAAGACACAAGCCCAGAGGACACACUGGAGAAAACCUACACGCCCUCACUGAAGAUCCUUGAGGAGGAGGUAAUGGAGAAGAUGGGCAUCCAGGAGAACAGGCGGCACCGGCGCUCUUACUGGUACUGAGCCUGGACGGCAGACGCACUUGUUUGCCCCUUUCACCCUCGUUUGAAACGGAUUGUGUAUUGUUAUAUCAUGAAUAAAUGACACAUUUAAUACUC
This is a messenger RNA of Syngnathoides biaculeatus (alligator pipefish), 919 nucleotides long. It is a transcript of the gene mrpl24, whose product is annotated as mitochondrial ribosomal protein L24. The record is from RefSeq and is a predicted model, not a curated record. Gene Ontology annotation, cellular component: ribosome; mitochondrion. Bases 174 to 824 code for a protein of 216 amino acids. NCBI's taxonomy places the organism in Eukaryota, Metazoa, Chordata, Actinopteri, Syngnathiformes, Syngnathidae. Gene Ontology annotation, molecular function: structural constituent of ribosome; RNA binding. Gene Ontology annotation, biological process: translation. The transcript is spliced from 6 exons.